Messenger RNA from Theobroma umbraticum, 793 nucleotides. It is a transcript of the gene RAT5, whose product is annotated as Histone superfamily protein. Gene Ontology annotation, molecular function: structural constituent of chromatin; DNA binding; protein heterodimerization activity. The record is from RefSeq and is a predicted model, not a curated record. Lineage: Eukaryota; Viridiplantae; Streptophyta; Magnoliopsida; Malvales; Malvaceae. Gene Ontology annotation, cellular component: nucleosome.
ACCGGCUAUUCUCUCACUUAUCUCUCUUUCUCCCUUCCACGCACUUAUUUUUUAGCAUUUUUUAUUUUCUUUUAAAUUUUCGUUUUAUUUUUGUUGGGUCUACAAUGGCGGGUCGGGGCAAAACUCUCGGAUCCGGAGCGUCCAAGAAGGCGACAUCGAGGAGUAGCAAGGCCGGGCUUCAGUUUCCCGUGGGUCGUAUCGCUCGGUUCCUUAAGGCGGGGAAAUAUGCAGAGCGGGUAGGAGCUGGAGCUCCUGUUUACCUCGCCGCCGUUCUUGAAUAUCUUGCCGCUGAGGUUCUUGAGCUUGCCGGUAAUGCAGCCAGAGACAACAAGAAAACCAGAAUUGUGCCACGUCACAUCCAGCUCGCCGUAAGAAACGAUGAGGAGCUGAGCAAGCUACUCGGAGACGUAACAAUUGCCAAUGGUGGUGUGAUGCCCAACAUCCACAACCUCCUUCUCCCCAAGAAAACCGGAACCUCCUCCAAGGCUUCCGGAGCUGAUGAAGAUUAGAUCAGAUUAGUUUAGAUUCUGAAAGCCAGAGAGCAACCGUCCACUCGCUUUGUUGAUGUGAUUCUGAGAUUUAAUGGUCUUGGAUUUUAGCUUUGCUUGUUGUUCUAUUAGUUUUUUGAGCUUAGGGUUUGAAGAAGAAUUUUAAUGUCUUUUAUGGAAUUGUAGUUUGUUGACAGUGUUUAGUUAGUAGGUAGCUUAGGGUUUUUAGUUUAAUGUGAAUAUAAUCAAUCAUCAAUCAUUAUCUUCUACUUGCUUAAUAGAAGAGUUGUGACCCAUUUUUUUUC